Messenger RNA from Stylonychia lemnae, 2328 nucleotides. The record is from the annotation of a GenBank genome assembly. Lineage: Eukaryota; Ciliophora; Spirotrichea; Sporadotrichida; Oxytrichidae.
AUGUCAAAUACUGCUUUUUCACUUUUAAAAUCUGAACGCUAUAACAAAUAGCCUUCUCCGUAUAAUUAUUAGAUAGACAUAGAAAAGACUAUUAGACUUGUUAAGAAUAUGAGCGCUUAGCAAUUAAAGAAGAGCGAAACAAAUAGUGAGAGGAAAAAAGAUAAGUUAUAAGUAGAUGAAAUGAAUGAUUCUGAGAGGUCAGAAUUAAGCAAUGAAAUUAAGAAGAAAAAGAAGACACUCAUCAAAAGAAAUAUUAGGCUAUCUAAUAAGUCCUACAAUAUGAAUAAUGCCAGCUUUUCUAGAAACAGAUUUGAUACUUCAGCCAUUUAGUAUCAUAAUAACACAAUGAAGUAAUAGGAUAUUGACAAGUUAGAAUACUUGCGAAUGCUCAUAAAACCAAAAGAAAAAUCACAAAUGCAGGGAGCUCUUCUUUCCUAGUUUCAAAGCGAAUAAAUUAAAAGCGUUUACAAAGAUAAUAAAAGCCAAAAAUCAAGUUAAAAUUAUAAUAGGAAUCUCAAAUCAUCCAAACAGGCAAAUAAUCUCACAUUUUCAGAAUAUGGCUACCAGCAAAAAAUGAUUUUAGAUGAGGCAUUAGCUAUUUAGAAUCAGUCAAGUCUAAACGCAAACGCAUAACAGCAAAAAAUAAUGGACCCUCCUGAUUUUAUAAGUAUUCCAUUAAAAGACUUCAAGAUUCCAGAAAAGGCAGAGGUUAAAAAGCAGAUUCUAUCAUUCAACAAUUUUCAACCUAAUCUAAACUUUGUCUACCCACAGAGGAAAAAUAAUCUUAGUUUGAAGAUUCAUAAGAGAUUUAUGAGCAUUAAGAACCUGUAAAAGUAACUUCUAGAAUCUGAAGUCAAUUCAUCUCAAAACAAAAAGAUUAUCAUCCCAUUGACAGUUUAACUGGAUUAAAUAUAAGAUCUCAAGAUAAUUUCUAGAAAAAUUGAUUAAUCAAUGACUCAUAGAAGUAGAAAGAUCAACAAUAACCUUGAAUAUCUCAGAGCUAUAAAUACUUAUUCAAAAAAUAAAAUAUGCAGAGAGUUUCAGCAAGUUUAAAUCUUAAAUAUCGAAAACACUUAAUUAAGCUAAUCUUAGGAUCCGAGUUUCUAAUCAUCUAAUAAUCAAACAUCAAAGAUCAGAAGUAGAGCUUAAACAGCAACUCAUAAUCCCAGAAGCAGAGUAAAUAAAAGUGGAUUUUUAGAUUCUAGGUAUACUACAGCAAAGUAAAAUAAUGAGAAUGAAGAAAAUGGAUAAGACAAGGAUAAAGACUAACUCGAAUAGUUAUCAGAGUUUUAAUUGAAUGCUUAUGUAAAUGUACCUAAAGUUGACAUUUAGAAAACUGAGAAUUCUACAUUUUACAGAACUGCUGAUAAAUCUUUGAUAAACAAUUAAGGCAGAAAUAAUGAGAGCGUUUCUGCCAAUAAAUCUCAUAAUAACUAAAAACCUAAUUCUAUUCGAAAUGAAUUGCGCGAUACUAAAACUUCUAAGUUAUCAAGAAUUCACCAAUAGGAUAAAAAACCUCAAUCAAAAAUUUCAAACUCUAGUGGAAUGAUGUUUUAUGUAUCUAACCAAAAGAGAAUAAAUAAUCUCAAGAAGUCUAGGCAGUAACAGAAGUUAUAAAACUAUAGUAAUCCUUAGGAAUUUUACUCUCUAAGCAUGAUUGAUCACUAGUUUAUGGACAAAACUAAUAAUUAGGGCAUAUAUGGAUAGCCAUAUAACCAAACUCUUUCCUCUAUUUCUCAAGCGAACUCAGUCUUGUCAAAUUCAGCUAGAAAACAUAAAACCUCAACCAAGAUUAAUUAGCCAGGAUUCAUCUCAUAGAGUAUGCCACCUGAUUCUUAUGCCAAGCAACUUCGAAAGAAUUAUAGUAAAAAGCAGCAUUAGUAAAAGUUAAAUUCAAACGAAGUCCUCAGACCUAUAGAAUCUUUCAACAUUACUGUGAUAAAUACUGAUUCAGCUGAUCCUAUUCUGAAAAACAAUGCAAUUAACCAGCAUCUUCAUCACAAAGGCAUACAUUUGAAGUUGGAUUUGAGCAAAAAUAUGAAAAAUGCUGGCACCUACUUUGAUGAUGAUAUUAUAAAGACGAGUGAAUUGAAUUAAAAUUAAACUGGAACAAGAGAAGAGUUAUAGGAGAUUAUGCCUCAGUCAAUUUUUGAUAAUAUAAAAAUCACAAAUAAAGAGUUAAAUCUUGAACCGAUUCAAUAGCUCGAGUUAAUGAUUGACAGCUCAGCAAGAGAGGAAUAAUUUUAACUCUAGUAGCUUACUAUGAGAAAUUAAGACUAAGAAGAAACAUCGUAGGAAUUUGCAAGCCAAGUUAGAAUUAUAUUUUGA